This is a messenger RNA of Solea senegalensis (Senegalese sole), 572 nucleotides long. It is a transcript of the gene ccl38.6, whose product is annotated as chemokine (C-C motif) ligand 38, duplicate 6. Gene Ontology annotation, biological process: cellular response to interleukin-1; positive regulation of ERK1 and ERK2 cascade; positive regulation of GTPase activity. Lineage: Eukaryota; Metazoa; Chordata; Actinopteri; Pleuronectiformes; Soleidae. Gene Ontology annotation, molecular function: CCR chemokine receptor binding; chemokine activity. Bases 42 to 341 code for a protein of 99 amino acids. Gene Ontology annotation, cellular component: extracellular region. The transcript has 3 exons. The record is from RefSeq and is a predicted model, not a curated record.
AAAGGAGACAUACGUUGACAGAUAAACAUCCAGACCAGAUCAUGAUACUGAAGAUGAUGAAGACUGCCAUCACAUUGGUGGCCUUUAUCUUGAUUCUCUCAUCCCCCGCUGUCCUGGCUUCUCGCAGCUUCUAUAGUCCAGACGAAUGCUGUUUUGUCUUCUACCCCAGACCUCUGUCUGUGAAGAAGGUGGUGAGCUACAAAUACACAGACAGGAUGUGUCCUAUGGAGGGUGUGCUCUUCACCAUGCAGAGUAAUGCAAACAUCUGUGGCGACCCAUCUGUGGAGUGGGUCAAGAACGUCCUGAAGGCCAAACAAAAAGUCAGGCCUAAAAAUGAGUAGGGCUCUCUGCACAAAAAUGAAGAAUGGCUCCACUUCAAAGCUUGCAGAGCCAAGAAGAAGAUGAUCUAAACAUGUGUGAUGCAUGAUUAAAAAAAAAUAAAAUAAUGCAUGCAGUGAAAAUUCUUGGAUCCAUUCUUUUAUCGGUUUUCUCUUUUCAGCGUUCAACUGUUGUAUUGGAAGAUUAGAUGUAAGAUCUACAGUGAUGAACAAAUAAAUUCAACUUUAAACUGC